UGAUGACACAUGCAAAGCUUCAUUUUCACACCCGCAACUGUACUUUCACAAAGAGCGAGGUGUCAUAAAAUCCGAUCGUCUCCAAGCAGUGCAAAUAAAUCGUUAUUCACAUUAUUGGCUGUUUAAUAUGGAAAGUCGUUCAAGUGAAGCCGGGGAAAGCUGUUUGACCUGCACAAGAAAACCGCUAAACUUCUACCCCAUAGUCGCCGUCAGUGAGGACCAGAAACCGAAUAUUAGUGAAGUUCUCUGUCGGCAUUUUUGGUUUCAAGAGGAUGAAUUCCGGAACGACAUUAUCUGUAAGGUGUGCUGGGAAAAGGUGUCCGAAUUUCACGAGUUUUAUCUGGAGGUGGAGAAACUACAUUGCAAUCGGAGGGGCCCCGUUCCGCUGCCAGUUUUUGUAAAAAAGGAGGAAGAGGAGGAGCAGGACAAUGAUCAGGCAAAAGAAAAAAACCUUGAUGAUAGUUUGCCAGAGUCAGAUAUCAAAGCGGAACCGUUGGUUGAAAUUCGCGUUGAUGAACCGACCAAUUCGAACACGGACUUUUCUGAGCUAGACGACGAUUCCGAGUACGAGCCCCAGGUCAAAGAAGAACCAAGGCGUACCAAACGCAAGUAUACACGUAGAGCUCCAGAUGAGCGGAAAGUUAAGCAAGAAAAGAAAUCCAAGUAUCCAUACUUGCAUAAAACACCGGAGGAACGUGAAGCCGAGGAUAGAUUUAUAAGACAGCAUACGCGUUACACGUGCGAAGAGUGCAAUGUAGAGUUCGAACAGUUUCACCUGUUUCAACGGCACUGCUUGGAUACGCAUGGUAAAGAAGGCUUCAUCACAUGCUGCGGUAUCCGACACCGGAAACGCUCGGUUCUAUUCCAGCAUGUUCAACAUGCUUUGAAUCCGGAGGCGUUCAAAUGUGAAAUCUGUGGUAAGACGUACAAGAAUCGUUUUGGGUACAAUCGACACAAGAAGGAUGGUCAUGCCCCGGAGGAAGAACGGGUGUACAAGUGCCAUCGUUGUCCGAAAUCGUUCGUCAAAGCUGGUGCCCUGAAACGACACCUGGAUGAUCACGAUACGCUUGAUAAUGGUACGGCCAAGUGCGAAACUUGCGGCAAAUGCUUCAGCAAUGUUAACAUACUAAAAAAUCACGUGAAGUAUCGACAUGUUAAACAGAUGGAGUACAUCUGUGAUGUUUGUUCGAAAGGUUUCUACAUGCGGUCUGCCUUCCUAACGCAUCGGAAAACCCACGAAGUCACAGCGGAAGAACUGCGCAAACAGUGCACGAUUUGUUCGAAAUGGUGCAAGAAUCACGACUAUUGGCGAGUUCACGUGCGUAGGCAUAAAAAUGAAGGCGAACUGAGCUGCGACGUGUGCGGUCACGUGUCGCCCAAUCUGAUGGCGCUGAAGGGACAUAAGGCGAGGAUGCAUUCGGGACCAAGGGUCUUCCCCUGCACGCUGUGUGGAAAGGAGUAUGCACGAGCGAUUACAUUGAAGGAGCACGUGGCUGCCGCCCAUACGGGCGAUGUACUCUACCGGUGUCCGCACUGCGAUAAAACGUUCAAUUCUAGCGCCAAUAUGCAUUCCCAUCGGAAGAAAAUGCACCCAAAGGAGUGGCUCGAGCAGAGGUUAUCAAAGUAUGGAAACAGAGACGGGAUGAUUCCUGACGUGACCAUUCCUAGUGGCAGUGAAGAGUUCCCAAUGCAAUGAAUAAAAUU
This is a messenger RNA of Topomyia yanbarensis, 1704 nucleotides long. Its product is annotated as transcription factor grauzone-like. Gene Ontology annotation, molecular function: zinc ion binding; RNA polymerase II transcription regulatory region sequence-specific DNA binding; DNA-binding transcription factor activity, RNA polymerase II-specific. Gene Ontology annotation, cellular component: nucleus. NCBI's taxonomy places the organism in Eukaryota, Metazoa, Arthropoda, Insecta, Diptera, Culicidae. The transcript is spliced from 2 exons. The record is from RefSeq and is a predicted model, not a curated record. Bases 128 to 1696 code for a protein of 522 amino acids. Gene Ontology annotation, biological process: regulation of transcription by RNA polymerase II.